This is a messenger RNA of Arabidopsis arenosa, 830 nucleotides long. NCBI's taxonomy places the organism in Eukaryota, Viridiplantae, Streptophyta, Magnoliopsida, Brassicales, Brassicaceae. The record is from the annotation of a GenBank genome assembly.
AUCAACAAUACACUUAAGACUUUAAUAAUGGAUUCUUCUCUGAAAACUCAGGAGCCUCAAGUAGUAGAUACACCUGAAACUACUCCUUCUCCAAUAGCUCAGGAGCCUCCUCAAGUAGUUGACAAACCUGCGGUUGUUCCUUCUCCGAUAGCUCAAGAGCCAGACAACGAUGUUCCGGCGCCGGGAAACGAGUUUGCUGAGUUCGCCGCCGGGUGCUUCUGGGGAGUUGAGCUUGCUUUCCAGAGAAUCCCUGGCGUGACCGUGACUGAAGUCGGUUACACUCAGGGGAUCUCUCACAAUCCGUCUUAUGAAGAUGUCUGUACGAACACCACGAACCAUGCAGAAGUUGUUAGGGUUCAGUUUGAUCCUAAGGAGUGUACCUAUGAGACGCUUCUUGAUUUGUUUUGGUCUAGGCAUGAUCCAACCACCUUGAAUCGUCAGGGAAAACUUUUGGGAGCACAAUACCGAUCAGGUAUAUAUUUCUACACACCAGAGCAAGAAAAACUAGCACGCGAGUCUCUAGAGAAAGAGCAGACAAAACUGGAGGAUAAGAUUGUGACUGAGAUCUUACCGGCAAAGAAAUUCUACAAAGCUGAAGAAUACCAUCAGCAAUACCUCGUCAAAGGCGGGAUGCAUGGCAACGCUCAAUCACCUGCAAAGAGCUGCAAGGACCCUAUCCGCUGCUACGGCUAAUCAAAAUCAUUUGUUGCUCUUCUCCCAAAACAGAGGACUCUCUCAGAGGACCUCUGUACCUGUUUGUUUGUUUGUUGGUUUGUGUGUGUCUUAAUAUGUACUUGUCAGCUCAUACAUAAUAAAAGAUGUGGGAUCAU